Molecule: messenger RNA, 993 nt
Organism: Leptomonas pyrrhocoris
Lineage: Eukaryota; Euglenozoa; Kinetoplastea; Trypanosomatida; Trypanosomatidae
Product: putative tubulin-specific chaperone
Exons: 1
Coding region: 295-993 (232 amino acids)
Biological process (GO): post-chaperonin tubulin folding pathway; tubulin complex assembly; cytoplasmic microtubule organization
Cellular component (GO): cytoplasm; nucleus; microtubule plus-end
Molecular function (GO): microtubule plus-end binding; alpha-tubulin binding
Source: RefSeq, a predicted model, not a curated record
GGUAUCCAUCGCGUGCUGCUCAGCAUUUCGGCCUGUUUUUUUGAAGUCCUUUUCACCUCACGCGAUCGCGAGGCGCCCCCCCAAAGAGAAGAAGAUCAAAGGCCUUCUCCCCUCUCCUCCUGUUGUCGCGCCUUGUCCACCUCCCCGUAGGCGUUCGAAGCGGCCGCGCGUUCCCACGUCCAUUGAGCAAUCGUGCGUACAAACAACUGCUGCUCACUAAGCAGCUUUGCUCUGCUUUCACGCCCUUUUUUUUUGGCAUACAUCCGCAUACACAGAACUCACGCACAAAGAAACAUGUCGAUAGUCAAGGUCACCGUGACGCACUCGGCGAGUCAGCGGGUGGUGCCGGAGAAGGCUUACGGCCUCGCACAGACGGUGCAGAGCAUUCGAGAGGACAUGUACUCCCGCUUUGGCAUUCCAGCCGAGCAAAUCCGCCUGGAGCUUUACGACGCUCGUGACUGCAAGGUUGAAAGCAACAUGAAGGACGAGAAGCUGCUGGGCUUCUACGGCUGCGAGAACGGCUACCGCAUUCACGUCGUGGACCUCCGCCCGGCUGCCCAGGUGGAGAACUUCGAUGACGUGUCACAGGUGGAGAAGUACGAGAUGACCGAGGGGGAGUGGCUGAAGCGGCCCGACAACCUCCGCGCCUUCAAGGAGCGCAUGCUGGCCCAGCAGCGGGCGGAGAUGGCGAAGGCGGGGGUCGAGCUGCCGUCGGGGCCGGACGAGAACAGCUUCAAGGAGGCAGCGGAGAAGAUGAAGCCGGGGGAUCGCUGCUGCUGCGCGCCCGGGGAGCGUCUUGGGACGGUGCGCUACGUCGGCCGCGUGGCGGCGUUGAAGCCCGGCUACUGGGUCGGAGUGGAGUUCGAUGAACCGGUGGGGAAGUCGGACGGUACGGUGAAGGGGGUGCGACUCUUCACGUGCAACGCCAUGUACGGCGGGGUGCUGCGGCCAGACCAGGUGGAGGUCGGCGACUUCCCGCCGGAGACGUAUUAA